This is a messenger RNA of Saccharomycopsis crataegensis, 921 nucleotides long. RefSeq names its product glucan 1,3-beta-glucosidase (gene BGL2). Gene Ontology annotation, molecular function: glucan endo-1,3-beta-D-glucosidase activity. The transcript has a single exon. Gene Ontology annotation, cellular component: extracellular region; cell surface; fungal-type cell wall. Lineage: Eukaryota; Fungi; Ascomycota; Saccharomycetes; Ascoideales; Saccharomycopsidaceae. The record is from RefSeq and is a predicted model, not a curated record. The coding region runs from base 1 to 921 and encodes 306 amino acids. Gene Ontology annotation, biological process: carbohydrate metabolic process; cell wall organization.
AUGCGUUCGUUCAUUCUUUUAACCCUUUUGAUAUCUACCGUCACCGCCAUUGGUGAUUUGGCGUUCAACUUGGGAGUUGAAGCCACCGACGGUUCUUGUAAAACCGCUGCCGAUUACAAACAAGAUUUUGCCUCGUUGUCACCAUACAGCAAGAUUGUCCGGUUCUAUUCUGCCAGUACUUGUAACACUUUGUCGGUCCUUGGUCCGGCUGCCGAAGACGCUGGGUUCGAAUACUUUAUCGGGAUUUGGCCAACCGAUUCUUCUCAUUUCGCCGCUGAAAAGUCUGCUUUGACCAAUGAGUUACCAAACUUGUCGGUUUCUUCUGUCAAGGGUAUCACCGUUGGUUCAGAAGCAUUGUACAGAAACGAUUUGUCGCCAUCGGCCCUCGCCAGCGCCAUCACCGAGAUUAAAGAUUUAAUCAAGGAUAUCAAGGACAAAGACGGUAAUAGUUAUUCAAGUGUUCCGGUCGGUACCGUCGACUCUUGGAACAUCAUGGUCGAUGGUUCUAGUGAACCGGUGAUUCAAGCCGCCGAUAUGGUGUUUGUCAAUGCGUUCUCGUAUUGGCAAGGUCAAACCAUGGCUAAUUCCAGUUACUCAUUCAUCGACGAUAUCAUGCAAGCUUUGCAAGUGAUUCAAACCACCAAAGGAACCACCGAUCUCACUUUCUGGGUCGGGGAAACCGGGUGGGCCACCCAAGGUUCUGCUUAUGAAUCGGCUACUCCAAACACCAGUAACGCCGCCCAAUAUUGGCAAGACGCAGUUUGUGGUAUCAGAGCUUGGGGUAUUAAUGUCAUCAGUUUCGAAGCCUUUGACGAAUCUUGGAAACCAGACACUUCUGGAACUAACGAUGUUGAAAAAUACUGGGGGGUGUUUGACUCGAGUAGAAAUCUCAAGUACAAAUUGACUUGUGACUUUGAUUAA